Plasmopara halstedii is the source of this 1407-nucleotide messenger RNA. RefSeq names its product chitobiosyldiphosphodolichol beta. The transcript is spliced from 9 exons. The record is from RefSeq and is a predicted model, not a curated record. NCBI's taxonomy places the organism in Eukaryota, Oomycota, Peronosporomycetes, Peronosporales, Peronosporaceae. Bases 1 to 1407 code for a protein of 468 amino acids. Gene Ontology annotation, cellular component: endoplasmic reticulum. Gene Ontology annotation, molecular function: mannosyltransferase activity.
AUGCGUUGUCACCGAUCCCGUAAGAAACCAAAUGCAUUUCGUGUGCGUCAUGUGAUUGUCAUGGUUUUGGGCGAUAUUGGCCGCAGUCCACGUAUGCAAUAUCACGCACUUUCAUUGGCACGCAUGACUCCAAGUAUACGCGUGACGUUACUAGGUUACGCAGGCGAAAGCUGUGUACCUGACGUGGCUAACCAGAGCAACAUUAAAGUGUUGACUUUCACUCCACUUUUGCAACGAUUGCCUCGCCAACUUUUUCUGCUUUUUGCACCGAUCAAAGUAUUGCUGCAAUUGCUGCAGUUGCUUUGGCUACUUCUAAUCACGACUGGCAGCAUGGACCUCGUGCUACUACAAAACCCACCAACAAUUCCAACAUUUGUCGUCGUGUGGCUUUGCUGUCGAAUAAAGAAUGCGAAAUUUGUGAUCGACUGGCACAAUCUUGGCUACAGUUUGCUGGCUCUAGCCAUUGGUAGUACUCACCCAGUGGUUCAAAUUGCCAAGUGGAUAGAGCGUGUAUUUGGACGUAAAGCAGAUGCCAACUUUUGUGUCACACGCGUAAUGCAGACGUGGCUUCAAGAGACUUGGCAAAUUCAAGCAACAGUACUUCAUGAUAAACCACCGCUUUUCUUCAAACCCACUCCGAUAGAAAUUCAACAUGAAUUGCUUGUUCGUGUCGGCAAUCAGUUGGAACACUGCAAUGAUCUGGUGACUUGGGGUGAAAAUCAGGUAAACCUCGAAGAAACCCUCCUGACGCGUAAAUUUCGGAUCCACGACGGAAAACAAAGCAAGACUGUUGUCCAAGCUCGUGAAAACCGACCAGCUAUGAUCAUAAGCUCGACAAGCUGGACUGUAGAUGAAGAUUUUGGUAUUCUUCUUGCAGCGCUUGAUAUUUUGGAUACACGCACAUCGUCGCUUAGUGUGUCCGAGUUUCCAAACCUGCUUGUGGUCGUGACGGGUAAGGGACCUCAGAAGGAUAUGUAUCUCGAAAAGAUUCGUAAACUUUCUUUCAAGCGCAUUCGAAUUGCCACAAUGUGGCUUGAGGCAAGUGACUACCCGCUCGUUUUGGGCAGUGCAGACGUAGGAGUGUGUCUUCACACUUCUUCUUCCGGGCUGGAUCUACCUAUGAAAGUGUUAGACAUGUUUGGCUGUGGGCUUCCAGUAUGCGCCAUCAAAUUUCAAUGCUUGGACGAGCUUGUCAAGCAUGAUAAAAACGGCCUGGUGUUUGAUUCAGCAAAGGAACUUUCAGCGCAACUUUAUGACCUGCUGAAAGGCUACCCAAAAAAUACUGCACAACUUAAUCGACUGCGAUCAUCUCUGAAAACUGUAGAGCACUGGCCCGAGAAUUGCUGCGAAUUUCAACAGAUCCAUCAAUUAUUUCUUGUGGAUGACAAGGCAUUCUAUCCAGCUUGA